This is a messenger RNA of Nelumbo nucifera (sacred lotus), 4035 nucleotides long. RefSeq names its product protein argonaute PNH1-like. The record is from RefSeq and is a predicted model, not a curated record. NCBI's taxonomy places the organism in Eukaryota, Viridiplantae, Streptophyta, Magnoliopsida, Proteales, Nelumbonaceae. Gene Ontology annotation, molecular function: RNA binding; protein binding.
UCUAAAGGUUUCUUCAAUGAAACAAUCUCACGGUCUCGAUCAAUCAUGGCCCGUUCAAUCUGCUCCCUCUCCCUAACAACAUCAACAAUCGCUUUCUUCAGUUCCCCAAGUGUUCUCACCAUUAUGGCAGGUAAGCCUUCGAACGAGGUUAUUUGUAGUAGCGGAAACAAGGAGUYGCUGAAUUCGAGCUCGCCUCUUCGCCGGUUACUCCGAUUUCUAGUAUGAUAUGUCCUAGAUAUUCGUCGCCGUUUCUCGGUGGUGGUGUGAUCAGUUCUUUGCUAGAAUAGGAUCGUCUCUGGGUGGAAUUUCACCAUAAUUGAAGAAGUUGGAACAUUUCUCUAUUUAGAAAGUUACUGGGGAUGACUAUUGUUUGUUUUGAGCAUUGGUGAAAGGAAUCGCUAUCAACGCAUUACUCUUCGGGAAAAGAUGAAUUGCGGAUGACUGUGAAAGUGGUCAUAUGUUAUGGUGAUAAAGAACGGAGUCAUUAUAAAGAGGCAAUGGUUGCAAUUACUGUAGAUGAAUCUUUGAAACGAUACUGCCAACGCAUUGAAAAAUCUGAUUUCUGGGGAGGAGAGUUUGAAUUAUUGGUGUUAUCGAAGUUACCAAAGCAUGAGCACAGGGUGGGAGGAUGGGGCACUGUUUUUAUUCCUAUCGCAAAGUAUGGAGCUGAGUUCAACAAGACAUCAAAGGGAAAACAAGGAAGGCAGUAAGGCUUUUGUACACUGGUUGGAACCAUUAUGAUCUUCUCUCUCUUGUCGUGUCAACUUCAUCUCCACAGCUUCUCUCCCUCUCUCCUCAUAUCUGACAUUCUCUUCCAUCUUAGCCUUGAAGGCAGCACCCUCGGACUUUGCUGGUAGGCAAGCCGGAGUUUCAGUUAAUAAUAGUUAAUGCAAGAGGGAGAGGACAUUAAAGGAGUGACUCUUUUUCAGCAGCGGAAGCAGGGAGAAAGUUUGCGUUAAAUACACAGCGGCGCCAAAGAAAGCGUAAAGCAAAAGAUACAGCAAUCCAGUUGAGGAGAAAUGAAACCAGCCAACGCGUAGAAGAGCUUCCACAAUUUUUCCUGUUGUUGUCUUUCUGAAAUGCCUCCUGGUCAGAUGAAAGACCCCCAUGAGAAACAUGUGGUUUCUAGGAAACCUCUACAGAACUCCAUGAAUCAACCAAAGUCCUCACCCGAGAUGUUGAAGGACUGUGCAAUUUGCUUGCAAGAGCCAAAGAAGAAUAUAGGUAGGAGAAGGGGAAGAGGGAAAGGGAAAGAUGCCCAAGCGGAGAGAAGAUUGAAGCAAGUUGACCUUGAUCAUGAAGUGGAACCGCCAGUUUCAAGCAAAGGUCUCAUGUUUCAACGCCGACCUGGCUAUGGUCAAGCUGGUACCAAAUACAUAGUUAAAGCCAACCAUUUCGUGGCCGAGCUACCAGACAAGGACUUGAAUCAAUACGAUGUUACAAUAACUCCUGAAGUGGUUUCCCGUCGCUUAAACAGAGCUAUCAUGGCACAGUUGGUGAAGCUAUACAGAGAGACUGAUUUGGGCAUGAGGCUACCUGCAUAUGAUGGACGGAAAAGCCUUUACACUGCCGGGUUGCUGCCUUUUACUUCCAAAGAGUUCAGUGUGACUUUGGUGGAUGAAGAUGAUGUGCUGGGAAUUACAAGGGAAAGAGAAUUUAAGGUGGCAAUCAAAUUUGUAGCUCGUGCAGACCUUCACCAUUUACGUCAGUUUCUUGCUGGAAAACAAGCCAAUUCUCCUCAAGAUUCUCUCCAGAUUCUUGAUAUCGUGUUAAGGGAAAUCUCCAACCAAAGGUACAUAUCAAUUGGGAGAUCCUUUUACUCUCCUGAUAUUAGAAAACCACAACGUCUAGGCAAUGGGCUGCAAUCUUGGUGUGGCUUUUACCAGAGUAUUAAACCAACACAGAUGGGACUGACUCUGAAUAUUGACAUGUCAUCGACUGCUUUCAUUGAACCACUCCCCGUGAUUGAGUUUGUUGCACAAGUUUUGGGCAAAGAUGUAUUGUCCAGGCCAUUGUCUGAUGCAGAACGAAUUAAGGUCAAGAAGGCCCUUAGAGGAGUCAAAGUUGAAGUUACUCACAGAGGAAAUGUACGAAGAAAGUACCGUGUUUCAGGGUUGACAUCACAACCUACAAGAGAACUAAUUUUUCCAGUUGAUGAACAAAUGAACAUGAAAUCAGUUGUUGAUUACUUUCAAGAGAUGUAUGGGUUUACCAUUCAACAUACCCAUCUUCCUUGCCUUCAAGUUGGAAAUCAGAGAAAGGCAAACUAUUUACCAAUGGAGGCCUGCAAGAUAGUUGAAGGACAGAGAUACACCAAGAGGUUGAAUGACAAGCAGAUAACUUCCUUGCUAAAGGUUACAUGCCAGAGACCACGGGAGCAGGAAAUGGACAUUUUGCAGACUGUCCACCAAAAUGGAUAUGAGCAAAAUCCCUAUGCAAAGGAGUUUGGUAUCAGUAUCAYUGACAAGCUUGCAUCUGUUGAAGCUCGAGUUCUUCCUGCCCCAUGGCUGAAAUACCAUGAUACUGGAAAAGAAAAAGAUUGUUUACCUCAGGUUGGUCAGUGGAAUAUGAUGAACAAGAAAAUGAUAAAUGGAAGCACUGUAAAUCAUUGGGCUUGUAUCAACUUUUCAAGAAGUGUUCAAGAAAGCACCGUUCGUACAUUUUGUCAGGAACUGGCACAGAUGUGCCAAAUCUCUGGCAUGGAAUUCAACCGUGAACCUGUGAUUCCAAUCUAUUCAGCAAGGUCUGAUCAAGUAGACAAGGCCUUGAAAUAUGUAUACAAUGCGGCAGCAAACAAACUUAAAGGGAAAGAUUUGGAGCUCCUUAUUGCUGUUCUCCCAGACAACAAUGGUUCUCUAUAUGGUGACUUAAAGAGAAUUUGUGAGACAGAUUUGGGGUUGAUAUCCCAAUGCUGUCUAACAAAACAUGUUUUUAAGAUUAGCAAACAGUACCUGGCAAAUUUGUCGCUUAAAAUCAAUGUUAAGAUGGGAGGAAGAAAUACUGUGCUUUUAGAUGCUCUGAGUUGGAGAAUUCCAUUGGUCAGUGACAUCCCCACAAUUAUAUUUGGCGCUGAUGUAACUCAUCCAGAGACUGGAGAGGACUCUACUCCAUCAAUUGCUGCUGUGGUAGCUUCGCAAGACUGGCCUGAGGUUACAAAAUAUGCUGGGCUAGUUUGUGCUCAGGCUCAUCGACAAGAGCUUAUUCAAGACUUAUUCAAAACUUGGCAUGAUCCUCAGUGGGGUACAGUCACUGGAGGCAUGAUCAGGGAGCUUUUAAUUUCCUUCAGGAAGGCAACUGGGCAAAAACCAUUGAGGAUAAUAUUUUACAGAGAUGGUGUCAGUGAAGGGCAGUUCUAUCAGGUCCUGUUAUAUGAGUUAGAUGCUAUCCGUAAGGCUUGUGCAUCAUUAGAACCAAAUUACCAGCCUCCAGUAACAUUUGUGGUGGUCCAAAAACGCCAUCACACAAGGCUGUUUGCAAACAACCACAAGGAUAGAAGUAGCAUUGACAAGAGUGGAAAUAUCCUACCUGGCACUGUGGUGGAUUCUAAAAUAUGUCACCCUACUGAGUUUGACUUCUACCUCUGCAGUCAUGCUGGGAUCCAGGGUACAAGCCGACCAGCUCACUAUCAUGUUCUCUGGGAUGAGAACAAUUUCACAGCAGAUGAGAUACAAUCUCUUACCAACAAUCUCUGUUAUACAUAUGCACGGUGCACCAGGUCUGUUUCAGUGGUGCCUCCUGCUUAUUAUGCCCAUCUGGCUGCAUUUCGAGCUAGAUUUUACAUGGAACCGGAGGUGUCUGACAACGCUAUGACAAGAGGCACCCAGAAUGGAUCAUGUGUUCGUCCUCUACCUGCCUUGAAGGAAAAGGUGAAAAGGGUGAUGUUUUACUGUUAGAAGAACGAAGAACAAUGAAAACAUCGCUGUAGUCUGUACAUGAAUGUUGUAUUUAUAUUGUAGAGUGUAUUGCAGUCAUGUUCUUUGUUCGUGUAAAAAUCGAAUCCCAUUGGUUGGCCAAUGUUAUGGGGGUGUUCAUGUU